This is a messenger RNA of Lineus longissimus, 3999 nucleotides long. RefSeq names its product ejaculatory bulb-specific protein 1-like. The coding region runs from base 2375 to 3298 and encodes 307 amino acids. The transcript has 6 exons. Lineage: Eukaryota; Metazoa; Nemertea; Pilidiophora; Heteronemertea; Lineidae. The record is from RefSeq and is a predicted model, not a curated record.
UUCAGUUAAUAACACGCACCAUGCUUCGAAAGAUCUGGUCUGAUGACAAGAAAGCCGGUUCAAGAGAGCUGAGAGGAAUACUGGCUGGAGGACACAAGCCAACUGCAAAAACGAUCUGGCUCUACGAUCGGCCUCUCUAGGACAGCCGACUCUUGUGCAUUGAUCGACCACUGGCGAAAUAUCUAGCGUGCAUCUCAUACUAUUCGGAAGCGCCGGCAAGAAAGGGAGCGAAUACCGUUUUGUUGUUCAGUUGGCAUUACGGCAUUCUGUGCAUGGAGGAACUGAAAGUUUGAAAUAAGUCAACAGUUUCAGGAUAAAUGACUGCUGUCAUUAACCCAUUGAAAAUGUCAUCAUCGAAUAAUAUUGACUCAGCUGAUAUUAUUCCUCGACAUAUCAAUUUUAUUUGAUACUUAGCAUUUUGCCAUCUGCUGGUGUUGACGGAAUUAACUUAGUGUCGAUCGCGUGCAUGGCAGUUGUACAUAGGUUUACUGAAUAAAAGUUUUCAUCAGGCCCACACUUGAGGCAAUAACAGAACGUUGCCGCUUGACGACAACAACUGCUCAUUCUGACAAUUCCGGAAGCAAUAUCGAUCGGAACUCACCCCCAGGGACUCCUGAUUUGCUCGAAUCUCUUAUGAGCACGGAUGCGACAGGAUUUGACAGAAUUUGACACUUUUGAUUGGAUAAAACGACCGGAAAUAGCCAAAAUUCUGCUUCGAGAAAUCCCAGAAUGUAAAGUUGGUCGAAUUUACCAGCUUGGAAUCUGUAGUACUAGUAGUACCAACCACCACAGGCUCGGAUUUUCUUAUAGGGCCUAUAGAAGCGUUCAACUGAGCAAAGUAGAGACCAACUCUUACCAAAAUGGUUCUUGAGUGUCCGCCCCUGUUUGCCAGUGGCUGGGUUCUCAAGGAGUGUGGUUUGGAAACCUGUCUUGCCGAGGAAUGCAGACUAGAUGGCGGGUUUGUGGUAGGCAUAUUCGCAGCUAUCAUUAUCAUCACUGUGGGAAUAUUCGGUUGCUAUUUGCUGUUUCUGAACUCAAAAGAGAAGAAGGAAAACCAGAGGAAAGCUAAUGGGCCGCGGAUGCCUCGGCCGCAGAAAAAGGGAGUUUUUGUUUAAAUUGCUUGUUGGAGUAGGACGCGUGCCUCGACCCCCAGGAAAUAGUCUCGGAUUUUUCAUUGGUUGUGUUGUGUUGUGUAGUACAGUAAAGUUUAUUGUCGGGUACACAGGUUUGUAACGUUAGCUUGUCUGGUUGUACACGACGCCAAUAAUUCUUUCUGUUUACUUGCCGGACAGAAAAAAACGAUGUAUGCGAACGGCGUCGGGUUUUAAAUGGGAAUGAGGGGAAACGACGAUUAGUAUUCAAGAACUAAAGGAAAAAGCUGCUCACUCCUUUAACCGCCCGGUGUGGCGCUGUUGUGACACUUGAGUCAGUAUUUCAUCUGCAGUCGGCCUAUUUUCGAUAUCACGAACAAUGUCCGCCCAGUGAGGAAGGCAUCCAGUCUUGUUCACUAUUGACAUAGUUACUGGAUGUAUUCUGUAAUGGACAAUUAAUGUAUUGUCUGGUAUACGUCUGGCAUACUGGCAUAGUUUCAUGGAAAUCCAUCAUAACUAAUUUUAUCGUCAUGAUGUGAGACAGAAAGCUGAAUAUCGAUUCGUCGUAUAGCUGUGUGCACAUCAUUCAUUCGCAUAGCUUACCGAUACUGCAUGAACACUCCAUGCUAUACUCUGUGUAUACAUACGUCAUCGGCGUUCAUGAUAUUGGGAUUUAAGGCGUAUUCUGAUCGGAGUUAAUAGUAUAUGUAUUACGGAGUAUAUUCGAUAGACAAUCGUCAUGGAAGACAGAUUGGAGAUAAUCAAUCCGGCCGGUGGUCAUACCGUUUGAGAGGAUAGGCCUAAUCUGUGAGCGGACACCCAGCUACUAGACCGAUAGACCUUUUCGAUUGGUACAUUUUCUCAUCAGUAGUACAGUGGAACCUCCCUAAGCGGACACCUCUCUACUAAGGACACCUCUCUAUAACGGACACUAGUGUUGGUCCCAAAUUUAUUGUUUCCAUUCAACUUGAGCACUCCAACCAGGAUACUACUCUAACGGCAGUACUUGUCACGAACGUGUCUUUAUAGUGGAGAUAAUCUAAUCUAGGCCUACUACCACCUGGAGUAACUUUGUUCAGACAAUAUACGUCACUGAUGCAAAGCUUGGCGAACUUCAUGUAUAGAACGUGGAAGAACUGAGAGCUUAUUAUCAUUUAUCAUAUGUUGUAGUGAUUCUCUGAAUUGCUGAAGGAUACCCCAUUGACAGUCGCGACUGUCGCGACGAAACAGAACAGUCAAAGGGAUAAGCGAAGAGGAAGGAGGCCGUUGUUUCAUCGUUUGCCAUGGCAUCUUCGACGUAUUCUAUCCAAGCCGUUACCACGAACAUCAUUGCAAUGCUAUGGAUAUUCUUACAAGGGCAAGCUCAAGCAAUGACUUACACGACCUGCACAAGUAGAUCGAACAAUUCAUUCAAAACCAAAAUAUACUGCACCAAUUUAUUCUCCACGAGAUGCUGUUACUCCAAAUGCUGUGAUCGGUGGGACUAUUACACGACCUUCAGAUUUUCUUCCUGUAAGUCGGCAUAUCGGCGUUACGACACAUGCAGAAAUGGCUUGUCAACAUAUUGUUGCAGAAGGCGAUAUGGUACCUAUUCGACAUGUUGCUAUUCUUCAACACCAUGGUGGCAAACUUCGUCAACAACUGAUUGGUGGUCGACGUCUAGUACCACUGACUGGGGUAGUGGUAGAUCCAAUGGACCUUCCCUUGGGGCGAUAAUUGGUGGUGUAUUUGGGUCACUAGUGAUUAUGGUGAUUAUCGUUGUGGUCAGCGUCAUCUGCUGCAGCCAAAGAUCUGCCAGCAGGCAAGGCCGGGUCCUUGGACGAGGGAAUACGACGAUUCCGAUGCUGGCUGGCGCGCAGCCAACAACGACAACUGUGACGCAUCACCCGUAUCCUGCGCAGCAGCAGCCGGGUGCAUAUCCGAACCAAUAUCCUCAGGGUCCAUAUCCGUAUCCACAAGGCGGGCCAUCAUACCCACAACAAUCCCUGCAAGGCUCGGCCCCAUACCCGCCUUCUACUGGCGUCAAUGGACCUCCACCGCCUUACGACUCUGCCCUGAACAUGCAAACGGGCUCUAGUAUGACAGAACUCCGAGCCCAAAAUCCGAGUGGAACUGUUCCAAGCGCCCCCUAUCCGCAAGGACCUGUCGGUGGCGCCCCCUAUCCGACUCAGCCGGCGGGGAUGCCGCCUCCUCCACCACGAUACUGAACGAUUUUAAUUUAAUCUUACAGUAUUAGUAUUUGUAUCAUAAUUGAGACUAUUGCGGGGAUGGAAGGACAUGUACAGUUCAUGCAGAUUUUAGAGGAACAAGCCAUCGGCAGGUUUCGCCACUCUUACGAACGGCGAGGUACGAAGGUCUGUUGUCAGCAAGUGCAUGAGUUCAUUUACGCAACGGCGGCGUACCUUCUGAAAAUGUCACGGGAAAGAAACGGAUCAGGGAACUCUUCAAAAACCACCGUCGAUGUAUUCAAAUAUACUUUGUACUGCGUCAUUCGUAGCUGUUGGUGAUGGUUGCGGAGCCUGCCUAUAAUAGGAACACGUGACCUUCUCCGAGAAGCUGACGGGAUACGGUGGCUAUAAAUACGAACAAUUGAGCAUACAUGUUAUGUAGUUUGUACGUUUCCCGCUGACCUAAGUGCUCUUAAGAUUGCCGCCUUCGCUGUAAAAUUGCCAUACAUGCUUAAAAAGGUUGUGUAUAUAUAUAUAUGCCAAUUCUUGCUGUGAUAUAAAGUGGAUGUUGCUUUGCAAAAAUGAUAUUAAAUAUAGUCAGGAGACAGAUAAGUCAGAUUAGGUUAGACAAAGUCGCCACUAGGGGUCUGUCCUGUCUGACAUUACAAAAAAUGUAUAUCAAUUCCAAAAUUAUUCACACUUGUAUAUGAGGAAUAUAAAAUUAUUCUAGUCAAACACAA